Messenger RNA from Betta splendens (Siamese fighting fish), 2576 nucleotides. RefSeq names its product ornithine decarboxylase antizyme 2a (gene oaz2a). Gene Ontology annotation, biological process: positive regulation of protein catabolic process. Gene Ontology annotation, cellular component: nucleus; cytoplasm. The record is from RefSeq and is a predicted model, not a curated record. Gene Ontology annotation, molecular function: ornithine decarboxylase inhibitor activity. Lineage: Eukaryota; Metazoa; Chordata; Actinopteri; Anabantiformes; Osphronemidae.
GCUCUUGGUCGUAGUCGCUGUUGGACAGCUGCGUAUUGUUGAGUGGCCCUGCGCACAAACAGUCGAGCCAGGGGUUAAAGCCGCAAAGUUUAUUCUUAGUUUACGGAUGGUGAACUUAUCGGUGGAGCUUUUGUUAAACAGUAAUUGCUUUGGCUGCCGUAAACGUAAAGACCCGUGUUUGCUCGAGGCUACGAUGCUGAACGCAGAGGAAAGCUCCUGGUUUGCCGGUUUGUCUCGGCUACCCAGCUCCAACCCUCAGGCUCCAGGGCCUCUGUGGUGCUCCGAUGCCCCUCACCCACAGCUGAAGAUCCCGGGUGGGCGAGGGACUGUCAGGGAUCACUCUGUCGGUGUGCUACUACACAAGGAUGAGAAGUUAACGGUGACACAGUCCGCUUCAGUGCCCGGGAACCCGUCUCUGCUCCACUUUCACUACCAGCUGAGUGAGCGCCGCUCGGCCUUCUGGGAUACGGCGUUGUCUGAAGACAGCCUGUAUCUGGAGGUCCCGGCCGGGCCACUGGUGGAAGGAAGCAAGGAGGGGCUAACGGCUCUGCUGGAGUUUGCAGAAGAGACGCUCAAAGUUAACUACGUUUUCCUGUGGUUCCACAAAAACAGAGAGGAUCGAUUGACCAUCAUCAAGACGUUUCAUUACAUGGGCUUCGAGGUGGUGAAACCGGGCCACCCAAUGGUACCGGCCCGGCACGAUCUGGCCUUCAUGGUUUACUCUCUGGAAAACAGCAGCUCAGACGAGGAGUGACGUCCACGCCUUCUCCCUCUCCCACCCUCACUCUUUAAUUUCUCCUUUUCAAGUCUCAGUCUCCUCCUCCUCUGACUUUGAGGUGUCGGCCUUUUCUUUUAAAUAGACGUCUGACUGAAGGAGUGAUUGAGCGGCUGCAUUUCCAUGUGACAGUGACACCCAGGCCUCUCACCCCUUUUCUUUGCUGAGGAUAAUUUGAGACUGGAAAAACAAGGAGCUGGAACUAAAUGAUGCAUUGUGGAUUUUAGCUUUCUCCUGCUUGGUGGCACCUUUCUCUGCCACAUUAGUUUGAGUCGCCAUCAACAAACAACUGUUUGACAUUCAGGAGAGGUUUUUGUUUUACAUUAAAAUUCAGCAUAUCUCUCCUCCUACCUACGAAAGAGACCUUGGUUUGUCUUUGCAUGCUCUGCUCCAUGCAAGCUCUGCUGGUUGGGGGUGAAAAUGAUAAUUAUGCAUCUGGUAUGAUUGUUUUGCUUCAUAAAAUAGCUGAAUGGAAGCCUGAUCUGUUACAUUUAAAAGUAAACCACGUGUAAUCGUUUCUUUACGCUGCUUUGUGAGUAUGUAAGGCGUCAUUCCAGCACGUUCAAAAAAAUAAAUCUUUCCACAAACGUUGAGACACUCGGUUCGUUUGCAGAUGUUUCAAAGCUAGAAAAUGCUACGUGUUCAGAGAAACGCCUCCUCUUCCUCCUCUUCCUCCUGUGCUGUAAUCAGCCUGUCAGGCUGAGGAUUUGAGUUCUUGAUGAGACGAACCUGGCCCUGCUGCAGAACCUCUUCCAGAAGGUUUAAAUGCGCGCGUUAUGUUUUUCAAACUGGUUUGUUUUGUUGCCUUUAAUCAGAUUCCAUAAUUAAGCAUUUAGCCACCGUCGUUUUAAAACCCAGAACAUCAUUUAACAAUUGUUUCUAAGGAACUUAACAGAAUCUUCAAAGUGUCUUAAUGAAUAAAUUGGCAUCUAUAUGAUGUGUGACAUAUAAUAUAUCCUUGUUUUGUUGGUACGAGAAAAGUUUGGUUUUGCCAUUAAGUGAAAAUUGAAAAAAUAACUGUAAAACCAGGAUGUAAAACCUUUUGAUUUUUUUUGUCAUACACAUGAGCAUGUACAGCAGUAAAUGUUAAGGAACCUGGGUUUCUGAGAGCGUUAGACUCAUGUAAUGUAUGGGAGGCAGAAACAGAGCUUUGCUGAGCUCCAGCCCUGUUGAGUCCUAGUAUUAUCCUGCACCAGUUGACCUGAGCUUCUUGUGCCUAACAGAGGAGAGUGCAAUCUUUGAACUCGACAGUCUUACUAAGGAAUGUGUCUUUUCGUGCUUUCUUUUUCAACCCAUGUAGAUCCAUACGUACCCCACAUGCUGUUGAGAACCCACAGCACUUCCUGGGUUUAACAUAUAUGCAAUCAGACGCAGGAGGGAUCCUGCACGGCUGUCUUUUGCUUUCAGUUUGUGGCAUUUAGUCCAAACGCCAAAGAAUCCACGCGUCCACUAUUGAUUUAAAUCAACUGCUAAAACUAGAAUGGUGUAAAGCAAUAUUGAAGGACAUUCCCCAGACCAGCCAUACAUCACACCUCAGAGAAACAUGAUGCUAGUCUGUGCUUGUGUUCAGAUCAUCAAGUCUUCAUUGCUACUGAAUGAGCCCUGACUUUAAGCUGUUAGGAGAUAUGGAUUUUCUCAGAGGUAUAUUUUUAUGUAUGAAUAUUUCUCAAAUGUUUGUGAUAGUUUAGAAAUGUUUUUUUCUGUUCUGAUUAGUUAGCAACCAUUCAACGACAAUCCACACUUGUAUACUUUGAAGUUGUUUUGUUUUUCAGGGGAAAAACAAUAAAAGUUGUCAUACAAA